This is a messenger RNA of Symbiodinium necroappetens, 1275 nucleotides long. The record is from the annotation of a GenBank genome assembly. Lineage: Eukaryota; Dinophyceae; Suessiales; Symbiodiniaceae.
AUGAGGGACGCUCAGUUGCUUCCGACGCAUACGGCGGACGCAAAGGAAGCAGCGGUCAUCCGAGACAUGAACGCAAGUGUGCGAUACAUGGGCCUGCAUGGUGGCGCAGAGAAUGAUGGACGAUCCAACUCAAGAUGUUCGGCAUUCAUGAAUUACUGCGCCGACAUCAUCCACAACCACUACUUCGAAAUGAUGAGUGCCUGGCUUGUCGUCAUGAACGCAAUCUGGAUCGGCAUCAGCACGGAUUGGGUAGCACGGAACUGGACCACGACUGUGCCAGAUUGGUUCCACUACACAGAUUGGAUCUUCUGUCUCCUGGCCGUCGGGGAACUGUUCAUCCGCAUCGGAGCCCAGGGUUGUUCCUUCUUCUACGAGGACCAUUGGCGGUGGAAUCUGUUCGACACACUUGUGGUGGUCACACAAAUCGCCGAUCUUGUUAUCAGCGUUAUUGAGCGGUCCGUGAGUGAAGCGGCCAGCCGGCGCCCAAGUCAGCCAGUGCGGAUCCUGCGCAUCGCUCGCAUCGCUUCAGCUUUUCCCGAACUGCACAUAUUGAUCAGCUCCAUAAUUGACUCGCUCCAGUCUCUUUUCUGGACGAUGGUCCUGAUCUUUGCCUGUCUCUACGGGGUUGCGGUAGUGAUCACACAGGUCGUUUCAGACCACAAGAUCGCGAUAGGCCGAGAAGUCAUGGAGCAGCGGCACGAGGAAAUGCUUCACUUCUUUGGAUCUUUGGACUCCACGAUGGUGGCUCUCUACAUGGUAAUCUCUGAGGGCAUCCAUUGGAGUGAAUUGAUGAACCAACUUGAAGAGACUUUGGGUGGGUGGGUGCGUUUCCUCUUCGUCGCCUUCACAGGAUUCGAGCUGUUUGCGAUGAUGAACAUUAUUACCGCGUGCUUUGUAGAUUCGGCCAUGAAGGUGGCAGCGAAGGCAGAGACCAAGGAAGUCCUUGACUCGCUCUGGGGUCUGCUUUGCGAAAACGCAGGCAGAGAUGCACACACCGACGACAAGAUUGUGACGAGGGAGCAGUUCAUCUCUACCUACGGCCACGAGAGCAUGCGCAAGUUCCUGGACUUGAUCAAUGCCCACACAGAAGAUCCAGACCAUGUGUUCUCCAUGAUCGACAGAGAUGGCGAUGGGUCGUUGACAGCUCCUGAAUUCCUCGUUUGUUGCGAGCGCCUCAUGGGCCCGUCGAAGGCGAGCAUGAUCGUGAAGAUUGCUAACGAAGAGCGCGAGCGAAGCUUGCAGCAGGACGGAUGCGGCCUUUGCGACCGGAAUUGA